Aspergillus sclerotioniger CBS 115572 is the source of this 1263-nucleotide messenger RNA. Its product is annotated as NADH:flavin oxidoreductase/NADH oxidase family protein. Gene Ontology annotation, molecular function: FMN binding; oxidoreductase activity. The record is from RefSeq and is a predicted model, not a curated record. The transcript has 7 exons. Lineage: Eukaryota; Fungi; Ascomycota; Eurotiomycetes; Eurotiales; Aspergillaceae. The coding region runs from base 1 to 1263 and encodes 420 amino acids.
AUGGCGUCCCUACAUGAGUCCGUUCGGCUUCCCUGCGGGCUGGUCUUUCCCAACCGCCUAGCCAAGGCUGCAAUGGCCGAGUCGCUGGCUGGAUCAGGGAAUGUCCCAACACCUACGUUACUUGAGGCAUAUAACCAAUGGGGCCAGGGCGGUUGGGGUGCUCUUCUCACAGGAAAUGUCCAAGUGGACGUGGAUCACCUCGGUACCCCUCGUGAUCCUGCCUUGCACGCUGAAUACACCGGUAAAGAAGGCAACGAAGCACUAGUUGACAACUGGAGUCAAUAUGCCAAGUCCUGUCAGCAACAUGGAACCCCGACCAUCGUACAGGUCUGUCAUCCUGGUCGACAGUCGCUGCGGUUUGCGGGUCGUCGAGGUCUCUUUGCGCCACCAAUUGCACCGAGUGCUAUUCCUCUGCAGAUGGGAGACAGCUUGGUGCAGCGACUGCUUAGCUGGCUUGUUUUCCCUCCACCUCGCGAGAUGACUCAGGGUGAUAUCGACCGGGUCACCCGUCAGUUUGUUGACGCGGCCCGUUUGAUGGCCGACAGUGGCUUCUCUGGAAUUGAGCUGCACGGUGCGCACGGUUACUUGAUCGUUCACGCUAAUGAGGCAGAUCAAUUCUUGAACUCCAAGUCCAACCAACGAACCGAUACAUAUGGUGGAUCGGCGGAGAACAGAGCCAAGUUCGUCGUGGAUAUGAUUCACGCGAUUCGCCAGGUCGUGCCUCAGACGUUUGCCAUCGGCAUCAAGCUUAAUUCCGCCGACCACAGCUCGUCCACAUUCGAAGACACCAUGACUCAGAUCAAGCUUCUCAUCGAAGCGGGAAUUGAUUUUCUCGAAGUCAGCGGAGGAAGCUACGAGAACCCAACGAUGAUGGGACCCGAGAAAAGCCAACGCACUGUUGCCCGUGAAGCGUUCUUUAUCGAGUUUGCAACGGAAACCCGCAAGCGAUUCCCGGACCUCGUGCUUAUGCUGACGGGUGGUUUCCGGACGCGUGCUGGAGCCGAGUCCGCACUGCAACAGAAUGCAUGCGAUGUGGUUGGGAUUGGCCGUCCGGCUGCGAUUGAUCCUAAGCUACCUCUAGUCCUCUUGGAUGAGAGUGUACCGGACGAUGAGGCCCAGUUAGUCCUGAACCGGGUUCCUAUGCCGUUCCUGGCACGGCUGCUAGCGCUGAAGGGCGUGGGUGCGGGAUUGGAAUCGAGCUAUUAUGCGAAACAAAUCCGGCGAUUUGCUAUGGGACUGAAGACUUUUCUUCCUGGAGUGUAG